This is a messenger RNA of Coniosporium apollinis CBS 100218, 1467 nucleotides long. RefSeq lists its product as uncharacterized. Gene Ontology annotation, molecular function: glutaminyl-tRNA synthase (glutamine-hydrolyzing) activity. Gene Ontology annotation, biological process: glutaminyl-tRNAGln biosynthesis via transamidation; mitochondrial translation. Gene Ontology annotation, cellular component: glutamyl-tRNA(Gln) amidotransferase complex; mitochondrion. Bases 1 to 1467 code for a protein of 488 amino acids. Lineage: Eukaryota; Fungi; Ascomycota; Dothideomycetes. The transcript is spliced from 2 exons. The record is from RefSeq and is a predicted model, not a curated record.
AUGUCUUUCCUGCGAGAAGCGCAAAUAUGUAUAGCUAACCAGACAGCUCGGAAGAGCCUCAAUGCAUUUAUCGGCUUGGCUGGAGGACCCACGAUCCUUCGCAAAGCCGAGGCGGCGGACACGCAGAGGGAUGGAGGUCCUCUCCACGGCAGAUUGAUAGCCGUCAAAGACAACAUCUGCACUUCUGACCUUCCCACAACGAGCGCCUCGGGAAUCCUCAAAACAUUCACCAGCCCCUACGAUGCAACCGUUGUCAAGAAGAUUCACCACGCCGGCGGCAUCGUGGCCGGCAAGACAAAUCUCGACGAGUUUGGCAUGGGUUCGCACUCCAAGUGCUCCUACUUCGGUCCCGUAACACAAAGCAAUGCUGAGGGAGCAGAAGCCCUGUCUGCGGGAGGCAGCUCGGGGGGAAGUGCCGUAGCGGUGGCUACUGGGCAAUGCUGGGCAGCAUUGGGAACUGAUACGGGAGGGUCGGUAAGGCUACCGGCUGCGUACACGGGCAUAGUAGGGUUCAAACCAUCGUAUGGCUUGGUCUCGAGAUGGGGAGUCCUUGCGUACGCAAACUCUCUCGAUACUGUCGGCAUUCUGGUGCAAAGCACUCAGCAUGCGAAGGUAGUUUUCGAGGCGAUCAACGGCUACGACGAGCAAGACCCAACCAGUCUGCUGCCCAGCACACGUGCCCGCAUCUCCGAGUCGCUUUCCCAAAGACGCCGCAACUCUAGCCUUCGCAUCGGUGUACCGCUCGAGUACAACAUAGCCGAGCUUUCCCCCCAGGUCCGCCGCGCAUGGACAAGUGCCCUAGAAUUCCUUCGAAACCAAGGUCACAUGAUCGUCCCAGUCUCUUUACCAAGCACGAAGCGUGCCCUCUCCGCCUACUAUGUCCUUGCACCCGCCGAGGCCUCCUCCAAUCUAGCGAAGUACGACGGCGUUCGAUACGGUACUCGCGCAGAAGGCCCGGAUGGCGCUGAAGGCGUUCUGUUCUCCAAAACCCGCGGAGAAGGCUUUGGAGACGAGGUCAAGCGCCGCAUACUCCUUGGUGCCUACACACUGAGCGCCGAGGCUAUCGACAAUUAUUUCAUACAAGCGCAAAAGGUUCGGAGGCUUGUACAGCAGGACUUCGAUCGAGUGUUCAGCCUGGCUAAUCCGCUGCUGGAUGGUGGGCGCACCGGCAGACAGGACACGGAUCAGGCGGUCGACGUACUGGUCUGCCCGACGGCGCCGACCUUGCCGCCUACCCUCGAGUCGCUGGAGAAGCAGUCACCGGUCGAGGCGUAUGUGAGUGAUGUCUUUACGGUGCCGGCGAGUUUGGCUGGGUUGCCGGCUGUGAGCGUGCCGUUCAAAGCAUCGCAAAGGGGAGAGGGAGAAGGGCAGGAGGGCAAUAUCGGCAUCCAGGUCAUUGCCCAGUAUGGCGACGAUAAUCUCGCUCUCGAUGUUGCAAGGAUGAUAGAAGAAACUAGACGGACUUGA